CCUCCUCACUUCUUCACAGCUCAAAAUCUCCCAAUACAUCAUCUCUUUUUUAGUCUUCCUCUUCAUCCGUUAUUAUUUUCCCACUUCCUAAACACAUCUCAGAAUCAUGGGUGUUUUCACAUACGAAUCCGAGUUUACUUCCGUCAUCCCCCCUGCUAGGUUGUACAAUGCCUUUGUCCUUGAUGCUGACAACCUCAUCCCCAAGAUUGCACCACAAGCAGUGAAGAGCACUGAGAUCCUUGAAGGAGAUGGAGGAGUUGGAACCAUUAAGAAGAUCAACUUUGGUGAAGGUAGCACAUACAGCUAUGUGAAGCACAGAAUCGAUGGGCUUGACAAGGACAACUUUGUGUACAAGUAUAGUGUGAUUGAGGGAGAUGCCAUCUCUGAGACAAUUGAGAAGAUCUCUUAUGAGACUAAGUUGGUAGCUUCCGACAAUGGUUCCAUUAUCAAGAGCACCAGUCACUACUACACCAAGGGUGAUGUUGAGAUCAAGGAAGAACAUGUCAAGGCUGGCAAAGAGAAGGCCUCCCACCUCUUCAAGUUGAUUGAGAACUACCUCUUGGAGCACCAGGAUGCCUACAACUAAACAUUGUUUUCUGCUGCAUUUAUGUGUGAUUCAAUCUCGUGUCAUCUUUUCCAUGAAAUAUUGGUGUGGUUUUAAUCCCCUUUAUAUUUUUUUUCCCUUCGAAAACUGGCUUCUACCGUAAUAUUGAAGGUUUGAUUAAAGAGUGAAUGCUGCUGUAUUUCCUUUCAUCUGCAAUAAUAAAUAAAAAUGAAAUUUAUGGAUCUGAUGAUUCUUGCAAGCUU
Malus domestica (apple) is the source of this 807-nucleotide messenger RNA. RefSeq names its product major strawberry allergen Fra a 1-3. Gene Ontology annotation, biological process: defense response; abscisic acid-activated signaling pathway. Gene Ontology annotation, cellular component: cytoplasm; nucleus. The record is from RefSeq and is a predicted model, not a curated record. NCBI's taxonomy places the organism in Eukaryota, Viridiplantae, Streptophyta, Magnoliopsida, Rosales, Rosaceae. Gene Ontology annotation, molecular function: protein phosphatase inhibitor activity; abscisic acid binding; signaling receptor activity.